Vairimorpha ceranae is the source of this 1437-nucleotide messenger RNA. Its product is annotated as utp glucose 1 phosphate uridyltransferase 1. The record is from RefSeq and is a predicted model, not a curated record. Gene Ontology annotation, molecular function: UTP:glucose-1-phosphate uridylyltransferase activity. Gene Ontology annotation, cellular component: cytoplasm. The transcript has a single exon. The coding region runs from base 1 to 1437 and encodes 478 amino acids. Gene Ontology annotation, biological process: glycogen metabolic process; UDP-alpha-D-glucose metabolic process. Lineage: Eukaryota; Fungi; Microsporidia; Nosematidae.
AUGGAAGAAGCUGAUAGUAAUGAAUAUUCAAUUUUUAUAGAUAACAUAUGUAUUGAUAAUCUUCUUAAAAGAAUGAAAAAGAAUCUUGAGAAGAUGGAAGGCGAGUGUGACAAAAAAGAACUGUCACAGUUUUACGAAAUUUAUGAAAGGUAUUUAAAAACGCGAGGCGAAACACUAAAAUGGGAUGAUAUCAAGCAUCCUAAAGAUCGAAUUAUUCAAUAUGACGAUAUUGUUGAGCAAAACGUAGAUCCAAAAAAUCUUCUUGGAAAAUUAGCAGUUUUAAAACUUAAUGGUGGUCUAGGUACUACAAUGGGGUGUAUUGGACCUAAAAGUGCUAUACCAGUCAAAAGUGGUAAAAAUUUCAUUGAUUUGGUUGUUAAACAACUAAAAUUUUUGAGGCGAAAAUACAAUGUUGAGGUGCCGCUAGUGCUUAUGAACUCAUUUAAUACUGAAAGUAUGACUGAAACACUAAUAUCCAGACAUGACAAUAUUUUAACCUUUAACCAGUCAAAAUAUCCUAGGAUUAGUUCAGACACCUUAUUACCUCCUAAUAACUUAAAAAAGGAGGAGAUGUUUUAUCCACCUGGCCACGGUGAUAUAUUUAACUCAUUAGAUGCUAGUGGAAUGUUAGAUAAAUUACUUGGUGAAGGCAAAGAAUAUCUUUUUAUAUCAAAUAUAGAUAAUUUGGCUGCUACUGUUGAUCUUAAUCUCCUAGAAUAUUUUGCAUCGCAACAAUUGGAAUUUAUGAUGGAAGUUACAUCAAAAACAAGAGCAGACAUUAAAGGGGGAACUUUAAUAGAAUAUGGAGGUGCAUUAAGACUGUUAGAAAUUGCACAGGUCCCAUUGUCUAAAAAAUCGGAGUUCACAAGUGUAAGAAAAUUUAAGAUAUUUAAUACAAAUUCUGCUUGGAUAAAUCUUAAACCCUUAAAGGAAAAAUUAAAAACCGAAACAUUUCCGCUUGACAUUAUUGAAAAUAAAAAAACAGCAGGGAGAGAAACUGUUUUUCAAUUGGAAACAGCAAUUGGUUCGGCAAUAAGAUUUUUUAAAAAAUCGUGCGGUGUAGUAGUUCCAAGAUCAAGAUUUUUACCUGUAAAAUCGUGUUCUGAUUUAUUUUUAGUAGAAAGUAAUCUAUUUGUCGAACGAAACGGACAACUCAUUUUAAAUCCACAGCGCGUACCAAUGUGUGUGCCAACCAUAAAGCUUAUUGGCGAAAAUUUCAAAAAAAUAGAUCGUUAUGAAGAUUCUUUUAAGGGGAUACCUGAUUUAUUAGAGCUUGAUAGUCUUACAGUAUCGGGAAAUGUUAAAUUUGGUAAAAAUGUUGUAUUAAAAGGUACUGUGAUUAUUUUAGCAGAUAAAAAUAGUGUUAUAAAUAUUCCUGACGGAAGUGUUUUAGAUGAUAACAUAGUAUAUGGAAACCUUCCUAUUAUAGAACAUUAA